Molecule: messenger RNA, 1684 nt
Organism: Penaeus monodon (black tiger shrimp)
Lineage: Eukaryota; Metazoa; Arthropoda; Malacostraca; Decapoda; Penaeidae
Exons: 2
Coding region: 696-1043 (115 amino acids)
Source: RefSeq, a predicted model, not a curated record
CAGCGAUUCCCAGAGGCGCACGAACCGCUCGUCCAGCGACUCUUGACCUGUCAUUCGCCGUCCGCACCGUGAUGGCCGCCCUGUACGACAUCAAGGAGGAGCUGGGCAAGGUGGUGGAGUGGAAGAGGGACCAGGACAAGGCGGGAGACACGCAGGACGGCCAAGGGUUGAAGGUGGAGAGACUCGUCCCCGCGAACGAUCAGCUGCUGAGGAGGAGCUCAAGGGGAAGGGGGAGUUCGAGGAAGAGCAGAAAACGGAGGAAGCCAAGGGAGAAGAGGCGCAGGAAGUAAAUUGGGCAGAAGGCGUACUCGCGUGCGAAGAGGACGUUCCCCGACCGCAAGGGAACGGCAGGACCACGACCUCGGAAAGACGGCCUCAACGAAACCUCGAAAGGAGAGCAGUUGUCGAAAGACAACGUCGACGCUCUUUGUUCGGUAUUUAUUCAAGAAAAGAAGAUGAUCAAGAAGAAAGGCAAGUGAGCCCCUUGUGUCCCCCUCCCUCCCCGGAUCUCUGUCCCCCUCUCUCGCAGUGUCCGUCUGUAUGUCUAUCUACAUCUAUUCCUCUUCUACUCUCUUGUUUUCUCUCCUCAUAUUCUGUCAGUGAAAGUUCAUACAUAAAAAAAAAUCUCACGGACGAAAAAUCUUUCCUUUUUCCAUAUUCAUGAAGCUUUCCAACAUCCUACAGGAGGAACCACCAUGAAGAUGGCGAUCCUCCAAGGCGUCCAGGUCGAGAAGAUUUUCCCUCAGAAAGGACGCUCGCUUCCGCAGGUCUACAGGGAGGAAGACAGAGAGAUCUCGUCCAUUAAACUUAUCUUUGAGAGAAAUGAGUGCACUCUCUACAAACUAGAAGGAAGAAUUUGGACCGAACUGGGAGGUUUCCACGCUGACCGCCUCACUAUCCUCAAGAACGGCUUCAAAGUGACCCUGGAGACCCAACUGACCCCGGAUAGCGUCGACGAGGGCAAGCGACCCGAAGAGAUGAGGGAGAGAACCGAGGAGGCGUCUGUGCUGGUUGUGACUCUUCCGCAGGAGCAGCAGGAGUAGCUGAACAUCCUAUCUAAGGCGACGCAUUCAUGUCCCUUUUUAAUAUCAUUUAUCUAUGAGUAGGUUUGUACACUACUGAUACAUGUACAUAUUUUAUCUAUCUAUCUAUCUAUCUAUAUGUGUGUACACACACACACACACACACACACACACACACACACACACACACACACACACCACACACACACACACACACACACCACACACACUAAUUAAACAACAAAAGUUAUACAAUGUUGAAGUAAACUGAUACUCACCACCGGCUUCAUUCUACGUAAUCUAAUGUUUUUUUCUUUCGUUUUCAUAGUUUAUCAUAUUGUCCUGAUAACGUUGUUAUUGUCAUUUUACUUCAGUGUCAGUUAUCACAUUUUUUACAGAUGUUAAAUUCGCUGAAAUCCUCUUUGGAUAACAACUUCUGAGGUUCCCAUGGAAGUCAUCAACACCCGUUUCUUAAAAAAAAAACGUGUUUAACAAUAUCAAUGUAUUUGUCACUUUGCUAGCAUAGCUUUAUAUAAAUGCACCUGUAUCUCAUUGCAUAUUAUAUAUUGUAGUACUGUAGUGGGGGCCUCGGUGGCCGAAUGGUUAGAGCAUCGGACUCAAGACUGGCACGACGGCAAUCUGAGUUCGAGGGUUCGCGUCAA